Messenger RNA from Aspergillus novofumigatus IBT 16806, 2637 nucleotides. RefSeq lists its product as uncharacterized. Gene Ontology annotation, molecular function: protein binding. The record is from RefSeq and is a predicted model, not a curated record. The transcript has 6 exons. Lineage: Eukaryota; Fungi; Ascomycota; Eurotiomycetes; Eurotiales; Aspergillaceae. Bases 54 to 2513 code for a protein of 819 amino acids.
AUUGCCUCCUACUCGCCUCCGGUAAAGUAGCUUCAGGCACCACGACGACGGCCAUGGCAGACCCGAUCUCCAUUCUCGGCCUGAUACUACAGGUAGUACAUACGACAAAAAGAGUAUACGAGUUUGCGAAGCAAGUCAACAAUGCCGACAGCGAGAUCCGCGAGUUAUUCGGGGAACUAUUCGCUCUGAAGGCUAUUCUCGAACAGAUGCAGACAGACCACAGCGAGAAAAAUGGGACAUCGACGUUCCGGGAUGCGUUACUGAAAGCGAAUACCGUCCUGGAAGAGAUCCUGGACGAUCUGCAGAGAAGAACGAUGCGGCAGUCGCGGCUGGGGAAGUUGGGGUGGCCCGGUAGGAAGGGGGCUCUGGAGGGGAAUAUUGCCCAGCUGGAAAGGCUGAAGACGUAUUUUAUUUUAGUGAUUUUGAAUGAUCGAUCGGCUGUCGAGAAGGAGACGGCACAUUCUAUUGACGCUGUGGUUGACUGGAGUAGGGAAAUGAGGCAAUUACGAGAAGAGAAAACGCACGAGAAGAUUAAGACGUGGAUAUGUCCGGUUGAUUUCGAUUCGAUGCAUCGCAAGGCUCGAUCGCUGUGCCAGGCUGGUACUGGAGCUUGGUUUAUCCACGGGCCCUUCCAGUCGUGGAUUGCAAGGGAGGGCAAGUGCCGGUUGCUUUCCCUAGAGGGAAAAUCGGGAUCAGGAAAGACUGUCCUAUGCUCGACGGCAAUCGACGCUGUCAACAAUUCUAUUUCCAAGCGUCCCUCCAGCACAGUGAUCUACUACUACUGCUCAUUCCACUUGAGUUCCUCGCAGGAGCUCGUCUACCUCCUAGGAGCAUUGCUGGUGCAGCUAUCUGGAACUUGUCCAGACAUCCUCGACGAAUUGCAAGAAAGUUUCAAGAAACGCGCCCUUCCUCUACCAGACGUAUUGAUAAGGCUGCUUUUGAAAUACACGAAAGCACUGUCGGAGCUUUUCAUCGUCGUGGAUGCGAUCAACGAGAGCAGUGAAAGUGCAAAAAUCCUCGAAGCACUGCUCACCCUCCUAGAAUCAUCAGACAACAUUCGGAUUAUGGUUACGAGCACGACCUCACCACCGGUGUCGAAUCCCACCAUUAGUACCCUCAGGGCGCAGAUGAGACCUUCAACUAAUAGAAUUGACAUUGAGGCAUUUCUCAAUACUCAGCUGCAAUCCGCCCCGGCUCUUCAACGGCUACCGGAGCAUAUCAAAUCACGCAUCAAGACAGUCUUGCUUGAGAAAGCAGGCGGAAUGUUUCGAUAUGUGCAAUGUCAAAUCGAGCUCUUAAGUGCCCAGAAAACUGGCCGGGACGUCAUCCGCGCUCUGGACAGUAUGCCGGAAAGCCUGCACGGCACCUACGAAACUAUCUUAUGUCGAAUCCCUUCGUAUGACCGGGAAAUUGCAAGAGAAACACUGCUCUGGCUUAGUUCGGGUUACCAGGAGAUUACAUUGUCGGAGCUGAGCGAGGCACUCGUUGUGUCGAAAGGGGAUAAGAGCAUUGACGACGAUUGUAGGCUCUUUGACCCACACGCCGUUCUCUCAAUCUGCCAAGGGCUGGUCGUCUACGACGAGCGUACUACAUUUGUUGCUUUAGCGCAUUCCUCAGUCAAAGCUUUCCUCACAUCGGAUGCAAUCAAAGACGGGCCAGCAGCGUAUUACAGCCUGGACGAGACCGAGGGAUCACGGCGCAUCUGGCAAAAAUGUCUGACGUACCUGAUGUUUGACGAGUUCAAACAGCCUUGUUCGAACUUUGACUCUCUCGCAGAGCGUCGGGAAGCGUACCCGCUGCUCAAGUACGCCUCCGAGAACUGGGCGAGCCACUGCAGUCCAUCCUGGCCACCAGGCUAUCCUCUCAUUGAUGCUGAAAUCGACGAGAUUCUAUCUUUCUUUGAGACCCGCCACCUCCCUGGCGGGGGAAACUAUACGUCCUGGAUCCAGAUCCUUCUUUAUGAAGCUCCCGCGGAACAAGCCCGCCGCACAGAGCCAUUAUACUAUGCUGCCUCGUACGGCAUCUUACCGCUGGUGGACCGACUCAUCAAGUCUGGAGCGAACGUCAACGCCGCCGGGGGCCGUAACGACGCAACUCCUCUCAUCGUCGCCUGUUACAGAGGCCAGGAAGCGACCGUGCAAAGAUUGUUAGAAGCAGGCGCAGACCCUACUAUCCAGGAUGCAGCGGAGAUGUGCAGCCUGGAAUGGGCAAUCAGGAGGCAACAUCGUGGUAUUGUUGAGAGCCUGCUAUCGCACAAACGUAAAUCCUUGGAAAUAGGAUCAUCGGGCCUAUACUGGCAGUGUCGGGCUUGCAAGCACCAGAACCGGAUAGACUCUGCUGUGCUGCGGUGUGCUUCUUGUGGGAUCGAUUUACUUGAUCAGUAUGGUACUAGGCCCGGGGGCUCUGCGCCACGGAAGAGUGCGCCACGGAAGAGUAGGGCUUGGUCGCGCAUUGGUCGUACGAUCGAGGCAAAUCGCAAAUUACUAGGUAACCAAGUGUCGUCUGAGCCUUAAGCUUGGGACUUGCAGCCGAACGACCUCUUCAGCUGGUCUAAGUCAUUGAUAUUGGGCGAUAUGUUACUGUAUUUUGGCUGACCACCGCGGUGGAAGAAAAGAAUUUAAUUCUUUGCAAUGAAGC